GUCGUGGUCUUGCCACUCGGAAUUGUAUCGGCGAAUGCCUAGCAGAGAGAGGGCUUCACCUGGCUCUACUUGGGACCGGGGCUUCUAUCGCGGCCUGUCCCGUUUCUACUCGACCAACUCUAGGGAUAGAUUCACAAUCACCGAUUGCUGAAAAUAAAAGCUCGUCCGGCUAAAAAUUCAGGGAUCACUCGUUUUUGAGGAUAGCUGAAACACUGUUUCCUUGGCCUCAAUUUUCAGCCUCUAUGGACCCACUCCGGCCACAUACAAUACUAUGGGCAUUUCCAGAAUAUUUAAUCUUCUUCAUGAGUCUUCCUGAAUACACUCAACAAGGGCAUAAUUCCCGAAAGAACAUCUGUCUAAUUCCGAACAAUGUUUCUUCGAGCCCUCCUUCCGUUGCUGCUUACUCCCUUGGUUGCGGCGUCUCCCAUCCAAUUGGACAGCCGUCAAUACAUCUCCGCCAAUGACCUGACCUCGGGCAACUGCAAAGAUGUUAUGUUUAUUUUUGCACGAGGAUCGACCGAAACCGGAAAUAUGGGCACCAUCGUCGGUCCCGAAGUCUGUACCGAUUUAGGUGUCCAGCUAGGAGGUAAAGUAGGCUGUCAAGGUAUUGGUGGUGCCUACACAGCCGGCCUAGAAGAAAACUUUCUCCCUCAAAACACGGCACCGCAAGAUAUUCAAGCUGCCGUGGACGUGUUCAAUGAGUGCAAUACCAAAUGCCCCAACGCGAAGAUCGUUGCCGGUGGUUAUAGUCAGGGAAGUGCCGUCAUCGAUAAUGCGAUUCAAAAGCUAUCCUCCGAAGUGAGAGAUAAAGUCAAGGCAGUUGUUCUGUUUGGAUUCACUCGCAACCUCCAGGAUUCGGGCAGGAUCCCCGGAUACCCGAAGGAUCAAACCAAAGUCUACUGUGCAACAGGCGAUAUGGUCUGUGAUGGCACUUUGAUCAUCACUGCGGCACAUCUUACCUAUGGUGCAAAUGCUGCCGAUGCUGCAAGCUUCCUCGCAUCUCACGUUAAAUGAUUAACAUGAGAUGGUCUGGUGCUUAUACCUACGGUCUAUAUCUGUAUUGCCGAGAAAAUCUCGGCUGAGAUCUUUAUGGUUAAUUAUUGAUCUUGUCGGAGGUAUUUGCGGGCCCAAUGAUCAUAGGCUUUGCCAGCAUCGGGGGCUGAUUAUUACUUUGGUUUGUACAUUUUUCCAGAGUCUUGACCAAGUCUCAAUAUUGGAA
Messenger RNA from Penicillium brasilianum, 1219 nucleotides. The record is from the annotation of a GenBank genome assembly. NCBI's taxonomy places the organism in Eukaryota, Fungi, Ascomycota, Eurotiomycetes, Eurotiales, Aspergillaceae.